AUGACCAACGUGUACCACGACCAGUCUACAUCAUAUUCACGCUGGCAUGACCAACGUGUACCACGACCAGUCUACAUCAUAUUCCAUAGUCACCAGACACCCAUCCCUCCACACGUGGUGUACUGGAAGCACAACGAUCGUUUGCUCAACUACGACACUGAGAGGGGCGGUGUCACCGUCACGAUAGACUACGGCACUAAGACAUCCUCACGUCUGGUGAUAGCCAACGCUGUCACUAAGGACUCAGGCAACUACACCUGCGUGGCUCCCAACACCCAACCUGCGGUGGUUCAUGUCUUCGUCAGCCAAGACAAAACGGCAGCGAUUCAGCGGAGAACCUCCGGCUGUCCGGGGAUGCUGUGGGUGUACGGGCGGCCGUGGACGGUGUUUCUCACCUUGGUCUCACUGCAGUGGGCAGCAUCCUCAGUACAGCUUCUCUUAUAGUGCGGAUAAUUACUCAGUCACCACAACCUCUCACAUUUCCCCUUAAACCCUAAUUCCUUUUCUCCUAAAGCCUAUUUCCACCCUCCUACCAAGACUGGACAUCGCUUUCAUCACAGUGAAGUACCGGCUACAGUUCCCGGGACACAGCCUGUUCUGUCCUGCUCACUCGCUGUGGCCCAAAUGUGGCUGUCUGGAAGGCCAUUAAACACAGGCCACUGUGACUCAGGUGUGGCCUCUCUGUGGACAACACCUCACCGCCAGUCGUUUUCUUCAAGAUGACGCACACACACACACACACACACACACACACACACACACACACACACACACACACACACACACACACACACACACACACACACACACACACACACACACACACACACACACCAAGCUUCUAGGUGAAAAAUCUAUGCAUUAAACACUGAGAAUGCGACUAAUGAUAACCAGUCACUGAGUGAUUUUAAAGAACUGUGUCCACACCUGAAAAUCUCUGGCAAGAACUCCCUCUCUUGCCUCAUUAAGGGAACAAAAGCAACACACUGUCACUGAUAACAGAAAGUGGUUGAUGUCAUGUAUCUGAACAUUCAUUUGGAAAUUUCUUAGAGUUCUCCCUCACAGAAGUGGACUUCACUGCAAGUAUAUGGUCAGGUGAUCAUCCCUGCUGUGCGUAGUGUCAUCAACAUUGGUGUGUGUGGUGUCAUCAAUAUUGGUGUGUGUGGUGUCAUCAACAUUGGUGUGUGUGGUGUCAUCAACAUUGGUGUGUGUGGUGUCAUCAACAUUGGUGUGUGUGGUGUCAUCAACAUUGGUGUGUGUGGUGUCAUCAACAUUGGUGUGUGUGUGGUGUCAUCAACAUUGGUGUGUGUGUGGUGUCAUCAACAUUGGUGUGUGUGUGGUGUCAUCAACAUUGGUGUGUGUGUGUGGUGUCAUCAACAUUGGUGUGUGUGUGGUGUCAUCAACAUUGGUGUGUGUGGUGUCAUCAACAUUGGUGUGUGGAUUACAACACUUGGCUCACCAUUUCUGUCGUCUAGUUUUCUUAGUAGAGUAGCUGACUUUUAUAUACCAAACCAGAAACAAUACUCCAAUAUAUGUACCAAAAAAAACUAUAUUGUAAAUUAGCACUUAAAGAAAUGGCGU
This is a messenger RNA of Cherax quadricarinatus, 1581 nucleotides long. The record is from RefSeq and is a predicted model, not a curated record. NCBI's taxonomy places the organism in Eukaryota, Metazoa, Arthropoda, Malacostraca, Decapoda, Parastacidae.